Messenger RNA from Dromiciops gliroides (monito del monte), 2731 nucleotides. RefSeq names its product round spermatid basic protein 1 (gene RSBN1). NCBI's taxonomy places the organism in Eukaryota, Metazoa, Chordata, Mammalia, Microbiotheria, Microbiotheriidae. Gene Ontology annotation, cellular component: nucleus. The record is from RefSeq and is a predicted model, not a curated record.
AUGGAAACUUGGCUCGGGCACCCUACGGAACUGCCGCUUCCGUCAAGUACGGUCUGUGUCGAAGGAAAGCUGGGAGGAGGCGGGUGCCGGAGGAACUUCAAAGCCCAGCGGACCCUGCGCGAACAACGCCUGCGCGAUGAGAGGACGGGGGGGCGGUCGGGCCAUUUAAAUGUGUGUGUGGGUGAAAUGGCUGCGCAGGUCGGAGCGGUGCGCGUAGUGCGGGCGGUGGCGGCGCCCGAGGAGCCGGACAAAGGGGGGAAGGAGAAGCCCCGGCCCGGGGCCUCGCCCCGAGGGACUAAGCGGCAGCGCCGGGCGAGCAGCGGGGGCCCCCGGGAGAAGCGGGGGCGACCGAGCCAGGACCCCCCUCCCGCUCCCCCUUACCGGCGGCGUCGCAGCCGCCAACAGCCGGGGCCGCCGCCGCCGCCUCCUGCCGCAGCCUCCACCGUCCCGGGCCCCUCGGAGCCGCUGCUGUUACCGCCGCCGCCGCCGCCGCCCUCGCUGUCCCCCGCGGGGCCCCCUCUGGCCGCCCCGCUGGCGGGCUCGGCGCUCUUCACCUUCUCGCCGCUGACGGUGAGCGCGGUCGGGCCCAAGCACAAGGGCCACAAGGAGCGCGAACGGCACCGGCACCAUCACCACCACGGUGGCGACCCCGGCUCGUCGGGCGUCGCCGGCCCCAAGCACAAGGGCAAGCGGGAGAACGGCGACCAGAGCGCCGCGCUGUCUCCGGCCAAGGCUCCCAAGAGAGAAACACCAGAUGAAAAUGGCAAAACCCAGAGGGCUGAUGACUUUGUCAUGAAGAAAAUAAAGAAGAAAAAGAAAAAGAAACAUCGAGAAGAUAUGCGUGGGAGACGCCUUAAAAUGUACAACAAAGAAGUACAGACUGUCUGUGCUGGCCUGACCCGAAUUAACAAGGAGAUUCUGACCCAAGGACAGGUGAAUAACAGUACAGGAGUUAACAAGGAAUCCUUCAGGUAUCUGAAAGAUGAGCAGUUGUGCCGGCUCGAUUUGGGCAUGCAAGAAUACCGGGUACCCCAGGGAGUCCAAACACCAUUUAUGACUCACCAGGAGCAUUCUAUUCGUAGCAACUUCUUAAAAACAGGCACUAAAUUUAGUAACUUUAUUCACGAGGAGCACCAGUCCAAUGGUGGUGCUCUAGUUCUUCAUGCCUACAUGGAUGAACUCUCAUUUUUGUCUCCAAUGGAGAUGGAGAGAUUUUCUGAAGAGUUCCUUACUCUGACAUUCAGUGAAAACGAAAAAAAUGCAGCUUACUAUGCAUUAGCAAUAGUGCAUGGGGCAGCUGCUUAUCUGCCUGACUUCCUGGACUAUUUUGCUUUUAAUUUUCCCAACACUCCAGUGAAAAUGGAAAUUCUGGGCAAGAAAGAUAUUGAAACAACAACCAUUUCAAACUUUCAUACUCAGGUCAACAGGACAUACUGCUGUGGAACCUACGAGCAGGUCUAUGAGCAGAUAAGUCUUGUUGAGCAGUUAGAUGAAGAAGUUGGUGAUUAUUUCCCAGAAUUCCUUGAUAUGUUAGAAGAAUCACCAUUUCUGAAAAUGACUUUGCCUGGGGCACGCUCUCUAGUCCUCCGCCUCCAGUGUAGAUCCCAGAGUGAUGAUGGGCCUAUAAUGUGGGUGAGGCCAGGAGAACAGAUGAUCCCUACAGCAGAUAUGCCAAAGUCACCCUUCAAAAGACGCCGAUCAAUGAAUGAAAUUAAAAACCUCCAGUACCUACCUCGGACCAGUGAGCCCCGAGAGGUUCUCUUGAAGAUAGAACGAGAGCCCCAUGCUGAUCACGUAGGUCAGGGGUUUGACUGGCAGAGUACGGCUGCUGUGGGGGUUUUGAAAGCUGUACAGUUUAGUGAAUGGAGUAACCAACCUCGAAUAACCAAAGAUGUGAUUUGUUUUCAUGCUGAGGACUUUACUGAUGUUGUGCAAAGGCUUCAGUUAGACCUCCAUGAACCUCAUAUUUCAGAUUGUGUUCAGUGGGUGGAUGAAGCGAAACUAAACCAAAUGAGGCGAGAAGGCAUUCGUUAUGCUAGAAUCCAGCUGUGUGAUAAUGAUAUCUACUUCAUCCCAAGGAAUGUCAUUCAUCAGUUUAAAACCGUGUCUGCCGUGUGCAGUUUAGCCUGGCACAUAAGGCUGAAGCAGUACCACCCUGUGGGGGAAGGCCCUCAGGAUGCUGAAAGCCGUCCCAGCCUAGAUUUUGGUAUCACUGGAAAGUCAGGAUCAGAAGCUAACUCUCAUUGUGGGAAUCUAAAAACGGAGUCUGAAGGAGCGAGUGCAGAGACAAAGCUUCUGACGACUGCUGCUUCAUCUUUCUCAACUCCAUCGGGACUCGUACAGCAAGAUCAGGGGGCUCAGCUCCUUCCAACUCUAAAGCUGGAACCCAGCCUGGAAUCUGACCAACCGCACGAUCCACAGGACCAUUCAAGCACUCCUGUGUGACAUGUACAUAUUCAAACGCAUUUUUUUAACUUUUUUAAAUUUUGAUGUGAAGUUAUAGUUUUAUAACUGGCUUAAGUUAAGUUUUAUUGGAGAAAUCUUGCCUAUAAUUCUAUAAAGAGAAAUGACAUUCCAAAAUGUCAGCAUAUCUUUUUUACACAGAUUAUGCAAAGUUAAGAGUUGUAUCUUAUCCCGUUAGUACAGUAUGUAAUAGUGGGUCUGCUGCUACUUUCUGUUUUAAGGUGUGAGGUAACAGUUCAGUUGCUCUUCAAAUCAAAAUAGGAACUCC